Messenger RNA from Linum trigynum, 3168 nucleotides. The record is from the annotation of a GenBank genome assembly. NCBI's taxonomy places the organism in Eukaryota, Viridiplantae, Streptophyta, Magnoliopsida, Malpighiales, Linaceae.
AUGGCGGGGAACGACUGGAUAAACAGUUACCUGGAAGCAAUUCUCGACGUGGGUCCUGGACUAGACGACGCCAAAUCGUCUCUGCUGUUGAGGGAGCGAGGCAGGUUCAGUCCAACUCGCUAUUUCGUCGAGGAAGUCAUCACUGGGUUCGAUGAGACCGAUCUUCAUCGCUCUUGGGUCAAGGCUCAAGCGACGAGGAGUCCACAGGAAAGGAACACGAGAUUGGAGAAUAUGUGCUGGAGGAUUUGGAACUUGGCUCGUCAGAAGAAGCAGCUUGAGGGAGAGCUAGCUCAGACAAAUGCUAAGCGCCAUAUUGAACGUGAAAGGGGCCGCAGGGAAGCAACUGCUGAUAUGUCAGAAGACUUGUCAGAGGGUGAAAAGGGAGAUGCACCUAGUGAUCUAUCAACCCAUGGUGACAGUAACAGGGGAAGACUGCCCAGGAUUAACUCUGCUGAUGCUAUGGAAGCAUGGGCCAGCCAGCAGAAAGGGAAAAAGCUGUACAUUGUACUGAUAAGCCUCCAUGGACUAAUACGAGGAGAAAGUAUGGAGCUUGGACGUGAUUCAGAUACUGGUGGUCAGGUUAAGUAUGUUGUGGAACUUGCAAGAGCUUUGGGUUCCAUGCCAGGAGUGUAUCGAGUAGAUUUGUUAACAAGACAAGUGUCAGCUCCAGAUGUAGAUUGGAGUUACGGUGAACCGACUGAGAUGUUGACUCUUACAAACUUGGAAGAUGAUGAAGAUGAGAUGGGGGAGAGCAGUGGUGCCUAUAUUGUCCGGAUACCGUUUGGACCAAAGGACAAGUAUAUUGAGAAAGAACUGUUGUGGCCUCACAUCCCGGAAUUUGUUGAUGGUGCGCUGAACCAUGUAAUCCAGAUGUCCAAAGUCCUAGGUGAACAAGUUGGUGGGGGGAAACCUGUUUGGCCAGUUGCCAUCCAUGGCCACUAUGCUGAUGCUGGUGACUCUGCAGCUCUUUUAUCCGGUGCUCUAAAUGUGCCAAUGCUUUUUACUGGCCACUCACUUGGGCGGGAUAAGUUGGACCAACUACUGAAACAAGGUCGACUUUCGAGAGAAGAAAUAAACUCCACAUACAAAAUAAUGCGUAGGAUUGAGGCCGAGGAACUUGCGCUUGAUGCAUCUGAGAUUGUCAUAACAAGCACUAGACAAGAGAUAGAGCAACAGUGGAGGCUGUAUGAUGGUUUUGAUCCGGUUUUGGAGCGUAAACUGCGCGCAAGAAUCAGGCGCAAUGUCAGCUGUUAUGGAAGGUUUAUGCCUCGGAUGGCUGUAAUCCCUCCUGGAAUGGAGUUCCACCACAUUGUACCUCAUGAUGGUGAUAUUGAGGGCGAAGCCGAAGGAAAUGAUGACCAUCCUACUUCUCCUGAACCACCAAUAUGGCCUGAGAUAAUGCGUUUUUUCACCAAUCCUCGCAAGCCAAUGAUCCUUGCACUUGCUCGGGCAGACCCCAAGAAGAAUAUCACAACUUUGGUCAAGGCAUUUGGAGAAUGCCGCCCCCUGAGAGAGCUUGCUAAUCUGACUCUAAUCAUGGGGAAUAGAGAUGAAAUCGAUGAAAUGCCAAGUACAAAUGCCUCCGUACUCCUUUCAGUGCUUAAGCUCAUUGACAAAUAUGAUUUAUAUGGGCAAGUGGCAUAUCCUAAGCAUCAUAAACAAGCUGAUGUUCCAGAUAUAUAUCGCCUAGCUGCAAAAACUAAGGGCGUCUUCAUCAAUCCAGCUUUCAUUGAGCCAUUUGGGCUAACUCUGAUCGAGGCCGCAGCAUAUGGCUUGCCGAUGGUUGCUACAAAAAAUGGUGGCCCUGUGGACAUUCAUAGGGUACUGGACAAUGGACUUCUUAUUGACCCACAUGAUCAACAAUCAAUUGCAAAUGCGCUUCUGAAGCUAGUAGCUGACAAGCAGCUUUGGGCAAAAUGCCGGCAAAAUGGUUUGAAAAACAUACACCUCUUUUCAUGGCCAGAGCAUUGUAAAACCUACUUGUCACGGAUAGCUGCUUGCAAGCCAAGGCACCCACAGUGGCAGCAAACCGACGAUGGAGGUGACACUUCAGACCUAGAUUCACCUGGCGAUUCAUUGAGGGACAUACAUGACAUUUCCUUGAACUUGAAGUUCUCAAUGGAUGGAGAUAAAGGGGCUUCAGGAAAUGACAGUUAUCUCGACUCUGAAGGAAACCUUGGCGAUGGUAACAAGAGCAAACUCGAGCAUGCAGUGAUGGCUUGGUCGAGGGGCGUCUCGAAGGAAUCUCGUAAAUCCGACAGAGGUGAACAAUCCCAGGGCUCGGUUUUUCCUGCACUGAGGAGGAGGAAGUAUAUCUUUGUCAUUGCGUUGGAUUGUGAUGACAUCAAUUCUCUGGUUGAAGCCAUUAGGAAGAUAUUUGCCUCUGUGGAAAAGGAAACCACCCAAGGCUCAAUCGGGUUCAUACUGUCGACAUCAUUGACCAUAACCGAGAUUGAGUCGUUUCUUGCUUCUGGAGGGUUUAACCCGAGUGACUUUGAUGCUUUUAUCUGCAACAGUGGUAGUGAACUCUAUUACUCGGCUCCCGGUGCAGAAGAUGGUCCAUUUGUGGUUGACUUCUAUUACCAUUCUCAUAUUGAGUACCGUUGGGGUGGAGAAGGGCUCAGGAAGACUUUAGUACGCUGGGCAUCUUCUGUUGUGGAUAAGAAGACUGGUAGUGAGGAGCAUAUUGUCAUUCCUUCUGAACAACUUUCGACCAACUAUUGCUAUGCCUUUAAAUUGCAGAGCCAAAAGCCAGGAUUGGUUCCACCGGUCAAGGAACUUCGUAAGGCACUGAGAAUUCAGGCGCUUCGGUGCCAUGUGGUCUACUGCCAAAACGGAAGCAGGAUAAAUGUAAUUCCUGUGUUGGCUUCUCGAUCUCAAGCCCUCAGGUAUCUAUAUGUACGUUGGGGAGUCGAGUUAACAAAUAUGGUGGUGUUCACUGGAGAAAGCGGCGACACUGAUUACGAAGGGUUGCUGGGUGGAGUUCACAAGACGGUGGUUCUGAAGGGAGUCUGCCGUUCUGCAAACAGUCAACUCCAUUUGAACAGAAGUUACCCUCUCUCCGAUGUCAUAGCAACCGACAGUCCGAACGUCUCUUAUACAGCCGAAGACUCGAGCAGCUCCGACAUCCGGGAUUCGUUGCAGAAGUUGGGAUGCAUCAAAGCAUAG